GAUGAUGAUGAUGAUUCUGUUUCCAUAUUCAAUCGCAUGCUCAUUAUGCGUCCUACCCCACCCAUCAUCGAAUUUAACAAGAUUUUGGGAUCCCUUGUUAAGAUGGAGCAUUUCCCCACUGCUAUUUCACUUUCUAAACGAUUGGAAUUCAAGGGAAUCACCCCAAGUUUUGUAACUUUGAACAUCUUGAUCAAUUGUUACUGCCACAUGUGUCAAAUGACUCUUGCUUUUUCUGUAUUCGGUAGCAUUUUCAAGAAGGGUUAUCAUCCAGAUACCAUAACCUUGAACACACUUAUGAAAGGUCUCUGUCUUAAGGGUGAAGUUAAGAAAGCACUGAACUUUCAUGACAAGGUUGUGGCUCAAGGAUUUCAUUUGAACCAAGUUAGUUAUGGGAUCUUGAUCAAUGGGUUAUGUAAAAUAGGAGAAACAAGAGCGGCCAUGCAGUUGUUGAGAAAGAUUGACGGACAAGUAAUUCGGCCUAAUGUGGUAAUGUACAGCACAAUCAUUGAUAGUUUAUGCAAAGAUAAACUUCUAACUGAUGCAUUUGAUUUAUAUUCUGAAAUGGUUGUCAAGAGAAUUUCUCCUAAUGUUGUCACUUACAAUACUUUAAUAUAUGGCUUUUGCAUUCUGGGUCAACUGAAAGAAGCGAUUGCUUUGUUUAAUGAAAUGCAAUUGAAAAACAUCAACCCAAAUGCUCGUACCUAUAACAUAUUUGUUGACGCAUUGUGCAAGGAAGGAAAGGUCAAGGAAGCUAAAAAUGUGGUAGCUGUCAUGAUAAAAGAAGGUAUAGAACCUGAUGUUGUUACUUAUAGUACAUUGAUGGAUGGGUAUUUCUUAGUUAAUGAAGUGAACAAUGCAAAAUAUGUGUUCAAUGCUAUGGUCCCAAUGGGAGUGACUCCAAAUGUUCAGAGCUAUAAUAUCAUGGUCAGUGGAUUAUGUAAGAGUGGAAUGGUCAAUGAAGCCAUGAAUCUCUUUAAAGAAAUGCAUUGCAAAAAUAUGAUUCCUGAUACAGUAACAUACAGCUCUCUUAUUGAUGGUUUGUGCAAAUCAGGGAGAAUCUCUUUUGUUUGGGAUCUUAUUGAUGAGAUGCAUGAUAGAGGUCAACCACCUGAUAUAAUCACUUACAGUUCCUUAUUACACUCUUUGUGCAAAAACCAUCAUCUAGACAAGGCAAUUGCAUUAUUCACGAGAAUUAGAAACGACGGAAUUCUGCCAAAUAUGUACACAUACAAUAUACUUAUUGAUGGACUAUGCAAAGGUGGAAGACUUGAGAAUGCACAAGAGGUUUUUCAGGAUCUUCUAAUUAAAGGCUAUCUCCUAGAUGUCCGGACAUAUAAUGUUAUGAUCAAUGGUCUUUGUAAAGCGGGCUUGUUUGAUGAAGCAUUGGCCUUGCUGACAAAAAUGGAAGACAAUGGUUGUAUGCCUGAUGCUGUAACUUUUGAAGUAAUUAUUUGUGCUUUCUUUCAAAAAGAUGAGAAUGAUAAGGCGGAGAAACUUCUUCGUGAAAUGAUUGCUAGAGGGCUAUUGUAAGAGUAAAACUAGGUGGAGCAGGUUAUGGAGCGGGAAUUGUUCCUUUUGACGAUCAAAUGGGAAUCCAAGGCCAAAUAAUCUUUACCUUCUGUUUUUCGUAAUUUGAUAUUAUUUCUCAGGCUCGCACAGCGCUCAGUUGGGGUGGAAUGCUGCUGUGUCCAUGCUACUUGUCUAUGAAGCAUUGUUUGUCAUCUGCUUCAAGAUUCUCAAGGCUUACUAGCUGUUGCUUGCCGAAACUCUUAAGGGGUUUACAACAUUGAGACUAAAGCAAUUGAUAAUUGUUGAUCAGUGGCUACAGAAGAUAGUGAUUUAAUAGCACGUCCUCAUUAGAAUAUGAAUCAGAUGUGAACAUUAAUUAUUUUUUAGACUGCUGGGCAAGUCAUGCUUUAAUUUGUUACUCUCUGUUCUUAUUGUUGUAUUUAUAUUCUUUCCAUACAGUUUGGAUUCUGGAUUCUUUUGAUACAAGCUUCUAGUGGUGGAGUUAUUUUUGGUUGAGAUUCUUAGGUUAGAUUGACUGAGU
This is a messenger RNA of Gastrolobium bilobum, 2050 nucleotides long. Its product is annotated as pentatricopeptide repeat-containing protein At1g12300, mitochondrial-like. Gene Ontology annotation, molecular function: protein binding. Lineage: Eukaryota; Viridiplantae; Streptophyta; Magnoliopsida; Fabales; Fabaceae. The record is from RefSeq and is a predicted model, not a curated record. The transcript has 2 exons. The coding region runs from base 37 to 1530 and encodes 497 amino acids.